CAGGGCAGAUGCCAAAUGGCAAUAUGUAAUAAUUUUUAAUAGUUCUAAGCACUUUGAAUAUUAUAAUAUAAACAGUAGUUUAGCACAAUCAUGUAAUAUUAGAGCUAGAGAAAUACGAGUCAAAUAUACUUAUUACAUAUUUUAAAACAAACGGGUCAAUUAGCAAUAUUAUUAUUAUGUUUGGCUGGUCUGUUUUAGCGUUCAGUUUUCUUGUGGCUUUUUCUUAUACCGUAGCUUCAGACGAGGCCAAAUUAGACAAAAGUUUCAUUGUGGAUUGCAAUAGUUUACGUCUAGGUCAAUAUAUUUGUCCUGACCCCAGUAUUAAUCACAUUGAUCCUGAGACACAGCAAUUAAAAGGAUGUACUAAAGGAAAAGCUGAACCUUCUGAGGGGGAAGCUGAAGUUCAAUGUAUAGCUGCUGAUGGUAUUAUUUGCAAUGAAACAAACAAUUCAACCUUUACUAGAAAAAUGCCUUGUAAAUGGACGAAUGGUUACUCACUAGAAAUAACACUAUUACUAUCAGUUUUCCUUGGGAUGUUUGGUUUGGAUAGAUUCUACUUGGGAUAUCCUGGUAUUGGACUGGCAAAAAUGUGUACACUGGGCUUUUUAUUUCUGGGCCAACUCUUGGACAUAAUUUUAAUAGCAGCACAGGUUGUUGGACCAUCAGAUGGUUCUGCAUAUGUAAUACCAUAUUAUGGGGCUGGGAUCUCUGUAGUCCGGAGUGACAAUGAAACAUAUCUGCUGCCCCAAGCAGAUUGGCAUAACAUUACCUGACGGUGGGCCAUCACAUCCUCUGAAGUGGAUGAUGAUUAUGAAUGGACCUAGUGAAUUGUUUACAUUUUUUUAACAAUAUGUUCAGAAUUCAUAUAUGAUAUGAAUAUAAAUGAUGUAAGCAGAAUAAGUGCAACUAUAAAACAUAUUUUGUAUAUUCCUUAAAUUUACAUUGUUCUUUUUUUUUUUAAAUCAUUUAUUUUUGAUACAACAUUACAAAGCGAUGUAUACAUAUUAUUCUACCAAACUGCCCAGCAGUUUGUCGGCAGUAAUUCUUGUGUUUCGCAAAUUAUCAAAUCAAUAUUAUGUUUUUGUGUGUGACAAUUUAAAAGUCCCUACUAGUAUUUCUUAAGUCUAUUUAUUAUGGACAUUGUGCUAAGUAGAACUUUCGCAAUAAAUUUUUCACCUGAUUUUUUGUUUUACAAUUCAACAAUUGUGACACUAUAUGGGUAGUUAAUUCAUUUAUUAAUGUAGGUAUUACCCAUUGCAUGUUACGCGUACCAUAAUAAUUACAUAUUUUAGGUGACACUAGCUUGUUUUUGUUAGAUAGCCGAGUUGAGUAGGUAUGCACUCUCUGUACUACGAAUUUAUUUAUAUCUCGAUAUUGUUCGAUUAACAUUAAUAAUUUUACCUUUUUAUCAAUUGGAAUAAUAUUACAUAUUUUAAACAAGCGUUCAUAGUUCCCGUUAAGUUUGUUUUUUAUAUUUCUGUUCACUAAGAGCUUCAAUGUUAUUUGCAAAGUUUUGAUUUUAUUUUUAUUCGUAGUAAAAGUUAGUCCAUAGCUACUCAAUCCGUAACUAAUUGUUGCCUCGACCAAAGAGUGAUACAGGGUGUACAAAAUAUUUUUACUCACCGAUGACUUUAAGUGAUAAAUUUUACCAAAUACUGUGCGGAGUUUCGAACAUACUGAGUUAACAUGUGCAUUCCAUGAGAAAUUUUUAUCAACAAUGAGCCCUAGAUAUUUAUACGAUGUUACCCGUUCCAACUGACUACAUUGACAUACUUGUGAGGAGCUAUGCAAGCAAGAGUAACUAUGUCCUAUUAUUUUAAUUUUAAUAUCUUUAUAUUGACUAUAUGGUGAGAAUAUAGGCAUACAUUUUGUCUUUUCCAUAUUAAUAAUAAUUCCAUUGUCAUGUGCCCAUUUAUUAAUAUUAUUAAAAUCUUGUUGCAUUAUGGUUUGAAUAAGGUUUGGGUCUCUACUACUAUACUAUAAACAUGUGUCAUCAGCAUACAUAUAUGCUUUACAAUUUUUUAUAACUUUGCUCAUACUGUUCACAUGAAUAAUAUAUCCUAUCGGACCAAAUAUGGAGCCAGUUGGAACACCAUUUAAUACUGUACCUGGAUCACUCUCUGCUCCAAGGAAAUUUACUUUAAGUAAUAGUAAGCCUGUUUUUGAAAUAGUUUUGGAACCAGAUUUUAAUAGGCUCUCGUAUACCGCAUUCAUCCAUAGACUGCAAUAAGGCGUUUGAAGAGGUAUUUGUUGUUAAGUCUAACUAGUUUUAAUUAAACUUCAAUAACCUGUCACUACACUAUAAGAUAUUUUGUUUUGCCAGCAAUAACUUCAGUGUUAAGAUGUUAAAGUAAAUAGUUAAUCCUAAGGUUGAGGUAUAACACAAGUAUAACAGAAUAAGUUAUGAUACUGAGGUUACUUCACUCAGUGACCUUCAAUGUCGCCAAAGGCUGCUUUGAUAUCAAUACAAACUAAUUAGCAUUGCUGAUUAGCUUUAUUUAUUGUAAACUAUUAUAUUUUAUGAAAUAGUUCACACAAACUUAUAAACUCAUAGCUUGAUGAGACAAAGGACUCCUUGUUAGCCUAACCUUCAUUUUUUGAUAACAAGGCCCUGUAUGUCAUCAUAACACAAUCCAACAAAUUUUAUAAACACAAAUUCUAUGAUAAAAAGUAAUGAAUAUUAUUUAGUUGCUCAGUUAGUCGUACCUGUGUAUUAGUUUACAUAUAUCAGGGAUAUAUAUAUAGGGAUUUUUAUUUUAAAAAAAUCAACAAAAACCAGCAAUCUUUGACAUUAAUGCAUUGCUCAUGGUAGACAGAUAUCUGAAUGUGACAGUGCAAAUAUUCAAAAAUGUCUUUGGUGCAUAAUUAACAUGUGUUUUAACAGUAGACACAACUGAAUUGAUAAUUCAUUUACAUUUUCCACCAUUCUUCAGUCAAAAUGUGUUGCCUGUAUUGCUGAUGCUAAUGGUUGUGUGAAAGUGGGCAACAAUCACUGCCUACAUUGUCAGCGAUUAAAUAUGUGUUAACUAUUAAAAAAUGUGUGUAUUAUAUUCAGUUUUAAAAUUAAACAACAUUCAAUAUAUAAAUAUUUCACAUUUAA
Messenger RNA from Leptidea sinapis, 3100 nucleotides. RefSeq names its product TM2 domain-containing protein CG10795 (gene bisc). The record is from RefSeq and is a predicted model, not a curated record. The coding region runs from base 177 to 773 and encodes 198 amino acids. NCBI's taxonomy places the organism in Eukaryota, Metazoa, Arthropoda, Insecta, Lepidoptera, Pieridae. The transcript has 4 exons.